Molecule: messenger RNA, 1644 nt
Organism: Diversispora eburnea
Lineage: Eukaryota; Fungi; Glomeromycota; Glomeromycetes; Diversisporales; Diversisporaceae
Source: the annotation of a GenBank genome assembly
AUGAAAUAUAUUUUGGUAUCUGGUGGUGUUAUUUCGGGUAUCGGGAAAGGAAUUUUUGCCUCUUCGUUAGGAGUCUUAUUAAAGACGCUCGGGCUUAGGGUAACAGCUAUAAAGAUAGACCCCUAUAUGAAUAUUGACGCGGGAACUAUGAGUCCUUUUGAACAUGGAGAAGUUUUUGUAUUAGACGAUGGAGGUGAAGUUGACUUGGAUUUAGGAAAUUAUGAACGUUUCUUAGACAUAACACUCACCAGAGAUAAUAAUAUUACUACUGGUAAAAUUUAUCAGUUAGUUAUUCAGAAAGAGCGUAGAGGAGAUUAUCUCGGAAAGACUGUCCAAGUUGUUCCACACAUCACUAAUGCUCUUCAGGAUUGGAUUGAACGUGUUGCUAAGAUCCCCGUUGAUUGUAGUGGCGAAAGUCCCGAUGUUUGCAUUAUAGAGUUAGGUGGAACUGUAGGUGACAUAGAGUCAGCUCCCUUUAUUGAAGCUAUGCGUCAAUUUCAAUUUCGAGUGGGACACGAAAAUUUUGCCUUGUCUCAUGUAUCGCUAGUACCAGUGAUUGGUCCAGUUGCUUGCCGUUGUUCCAAAGCAUUAGAACCUGAAGUUAGAGACAAGAUAUCAAUGUUUUGUCACGUCGGAAAAGAACAGGUUAUUUCUGUUCGUGAUGUAUUAAGUACUUAUCAUGUUCCGUUACUACUAAAAGAACAAGGAGUAUUAAACUUUUUUCGAAAAAGACUUGAUUUGGAUUCCAUGCGCAUUUCAACCGAUCAAUUGAUUAAAGGUGAAAUCAUAUUAAAACAAUGGACUAAAUUAACGGCUGAAUAUGAUCGUCUUGGUGAUUCAGUCACGAUCGUUUUAGUUGGUAAAUAUACCAACCUGCAAGAUUCGUAUCUUUCGGUCAAGAAAGCAUUAGAACAUUCAAGUUUAAAAUGUGAAAAAACGUUAAUUCUCAAUUGGGUUGAGGCAUCUCAUCUGGAAAAGGAAUACGAAAUAAAAGAUCCUGCUAAAUACAAAGAAGCUUGGCAAAGUUUAACUUCUGCUAAUGGUAUUUUGGUUCCAGGUGGUUUUGGAAAUCGUGGAACUGAAGGAAAAGUCACUGCCGCCAGAUGGGCUCGUGAAAAUAAAAUUCCAUAUUUAGGUAUUUGUCUUGGGUUACAAAUUGCUGUUAUCGAAUUCGCACGUAAUGUUUGUGGUCUAGAAGUCGCAAGUUCGGAAGAAUUUGAAAAAGAUGCUUCUCAUCCGGUUGUUGUAAAUAUGCCUGAAAUAUCUACAGUUAAUCUUGGAGGUACGAUGAGAUUAGGUUCACGACCAACUAUUUUCCAAGAUAAAACGGAAGAUUGGUCAACAAUUCUUACAAAUUCCAUCGAUGUUAGAACCCAAAUGGUUUCGGAACGUCAUCGACAUCGAUACGAAGUGAAUCCAAAAUAUAUUGAAAUUUUAGAACAACAUGGAUUACACUUUGUAGGUCGUGAUAUAACUGGUCGAAGAAUGGAAAUAAUGGAAUUACAAGAUCAUCCAUUCUUUGUCGGUACUCAAUAUCAUCCCGAAUAUCUUAGUCGUCCACUUAAACCUUCACCACCAUUCCUCGGAUUUAUGAUUGCAGCUUCUGGAUUAUCAAUAGAUGCCGUGUUAAAUAAUGAUAAAUAA